GUCUUGUUUUUCCCUUUCUUGUUCUAUACCUAUUCUGCCGUCCCUUUAGGCCCUUAAAAAUUAUCAUGUUUUCAUACUUUGCUUCUUUUAAGUCUAAAUUAUUAUCUCCACCAUGAGGUCUGCUGGAGCAAAUACCCCAACUCAGAAGGAACCAUACAUUCGUACUAGAGAGAAUCCAUACUUCGAUGGCCUUCUAAGAUCUGAUGGUCAGAUUCCCUUGAAGUCUCAAUUAGAAUUUACGUAUAUUGGUGAAACCAGACCCAAAAGCUUUGUCUCAGAUAUCUCUGAAGAGGUUAUGGAGUUGUCACCGGAGAAUUCAGCAGUCUCAGGAUUGAACUCUAAAUCUUCUGAACAUUCUUCGUCUGAGAAGUGGUUAAAAACCAGCAAAAUUGCUCCAUUUAUACAACUGGAUAUUCUAUCCGAGCUGAUUGAACCGGAUAAUCCAAAACAUCAUCAUCUUGGAUAUGGCCAAAGCCCCCGGACUCCUGAACAAUCACCUGCAAUACACAAUACAGAAAAGACAUAUACUGUCAUUAGAAGAAAAGAAAAGCUAUCAAGUAUUCUACUUCCACUAUCUGCAGCUUCAUACUAUAUUGGAGUAUCACCAGAAAUGGAAAUUGUUGAAUCAUGUGAAAGCAUUGACAAGCUAAAUGCAUUUUUGAAAGCAAGAAAGGAUGAUGUCAAUGCUGGUGUACCUGGGAAAUUCUUACAUGCUGUUAUGGGUUCAGAUGGUGCUGACGUGGGAACUGUGGCUUCAACCAUCAUGUAUUCCUUCUACCUACAUGUAACUUCAGAAAGCAAUCAAUUCUGCACAGUUCCAAUUAUUAACAUUAACCGGGCAAAUCUUGGCUCACAUGUUGAACUCAAGUGGCUGCUUGAUUCGUGUCAUAUUGAUCAGUCAUCCUUAAUUUUUGCAGAUGAGAUUGAUCUCUCAUACUAUGAUAUAUUUGGAAGUCUUAAGAUCGUACUGUUGAAGGGAAGCAGGAUUGCCAGUAAGCAAGAGAAAUUAAAGCAGGCUGUGGUUGAAAUUUUUCACUGCAGAAAGGGAGAGACAAUAUAUCCAUGGGUUAAAACUGUCACAACAACAGAAGAGGAAAGCUCUUGUUGCACCGCCAUAGCAGACAAAUUUGCGACGUAUUCGCCUGAAAUUUUGGCUAGCAAAUCAUUCAGCAAACUUCUGCUAGCUGGCAUUCUUUUGGAUACUGCGAAUCUAAGGGACCCUCGUUGCUCCUCUAAAGAUAAGUACAUGGCUUCAUUAUUGAUCAAUGGUGCUGGUCGUUAUGGAUGCAAUGGUCUUUACCAAUUAUUGAGGUACAAAAUGCAUGACCUUUCCUCCCUCCAAGUAGCAGAUAUCUUGCGAAAGGAUUUUAAAAAGUGGACAGGACAAGAAAGUGCAGAUUCAAGGUCAGUGCAAAUUGGCAUGAGUUGUAUCGGAAUUUCAAUCGGACAGCUUCUUUCUCACGCAGAAAAUCUAGCUCAAGAAAUAACACGCUUCCAGUUAUCUGAGAAACUUCGAGCACUUAUUGUCGUUUCGGGGUAUUAUAACGAUGAAAAGAACUUCAAGAGAGAAGUUUUAAUAUCUACGGAAUCUGCAAAGCUAUUGGAGAGUUUGCUCUUCUUCUUCGAUUUCAAUGCUUCCCGGCUGCCACUCAAGAGCUUACACUUUCCAGGUCUGAAAAAUGGGAUGAAAGCGUAUGAGAUCGAUAAGAUUACAUCAAGGAAAAUAGUAGAGCAUCUCAUAGAAGAGUUCGUUGGGAUACCAAAAGCCUAAUAGGUUUAUACCAAAAUAAAUGAAAUGUCUACGUUACUAUUUUAUUUAUAUAUAAAUUGUAAACAGAGAGUAAAACAACUUAUUUAUGGGAUUGGGAUUCUGUGAA
Glycine soja is the source of this 1877-nucleotide messenger RNA. Its product is annotated as exopolyphosphatase PRUNE1-like. The record is from RefSeq and is a predicted model, not a curated record. Lineage: Eukaryota; Viridiplantae; Streptophyta; Magnoliopsida; Fabales; Fabaceae. Gene Ontology annotation, molecular function: exopolyphosphatase activity. The transcript is spliced from 14 exons. Gene Ontology annotation, cellular component: cytoplasm. The coding region runs from base 113 to 1771 and encodes 552 amino acids.